Messenger RNA from Chlamydomonas reinhardtii, 3431 nucleotides. RefSeq lists its product as uncharacterized. Gene Ontology annotation, molecular function: catalytic activity; FMN binding; 4 iron, 4 sulfur cluster binding. NCBI's taxonomy places the organism in Eukaryota, Viridiplantae, Chlorophyta, Chlorophyceae, Chlamydomonadales, Chlamydomonadaceae. Gene Ontology annotation, biological process: wybutosine biosynthetic process. The record is from RefSeq and is a predicted model, not a curated record. The coding region runs from base 83 to 2821 and encodes 912 amino acids. The transcript is spliced from 17 exons.
GGACAUGCUUUAUCAUGAAGUGAACAUCGCGCCGCCGGAUUCGCUGAACAUAGACUGAUUUCUUGUCACGGAGUCGCCAAAAAUGGACGUGUUGGCGUCCCUCUACACGUUCGGCCAGAUUUUGUGGGCUAUCAUUUUAGGAGCAAUCAUCAUAGCAAUUUUGCGAGCCACCAAGCGGGGAGACGACGACUCGCAGUCGCAGCCCGCAACCAGCAAGCAUGCGCGCAAACCGCAGGCGCAUGCCAGCGCGGACGAAGCUGCCACCUCUGCUACAGAAUUAGAUGCCGUAACGUCGUCCGGCGGCGAUGGAGGCGCGGCCAGCAGCUCCAGCCGCAGCGUCCCUACGGCGCCCGACGUUGCGCCCACUGCGGCUGCCGCCAGCGCUGCUGCCGCCGGGGCGGUGGCCGCAGCAGCAGCGCCAGUGGCAUUGCAGACGCCCAAGGCAGCGAACUCUGAGGCUGCAGCCCUUCCUGUCGCCGCUACGGCCCCUCCGCCUCCGCCGCCCGCGGUGGUUGCCCCUGUGACGGCAGCGCCGGCGGCGUCCGCACCCCAGCCGGCAGUAGCGCCAACCGCAGCAGCUGCGACCCCGGCAGUACCGGCGGCUCCUGCAACAGCUGCGCCAGCGCCUGCUGCUGCCGCUGCCGUGCCUGCCGCCGCCACCACCACCGUAGCUGCGGCGCCGCCAGUGAAGAUUGUUUACGGCAGCACGCGCGGCAACUGCAAAGCUCUGGCGGAGGCCCUGGCAGAGCGCCUGCUUGCAGCCGCCGCCGCCGCCCCUGCCACCGCUGCCACCAGCGCCAACGCCUGCUGUGGCGGUGGCGGCGCCGCUGCCGCGGCCGCCUCCAGCGGCGCCGACGCUGGCGGCUGCUGCCGCCAGGACACUGGCGGCGAAGCCGCCGCUGCACCGUCCGCCGGCGACUGCUGCCGCCAGCAACCCGCCUCCUCCUCCCCUGCACCAGCACCCGCACCAGCAACGGCAGUAGCGGCAGCAGCUCCCUUCAGCUCCGUCACGGUCAUUGACGCGGCCGCCUACGAGCCGGAGCAGCUGCUGACGGAGCCGCGCGACACACUGGUGGUUCUGGUGGUCAGCACCUACGAGGGGGGCACGCCGCCACCCUCCGCCGGCUUCUUCUGCAGCUGGCUGGAGGACGCAGCCUCCGACUUCCGGCUGGGCGCGGGCGCACUGGGCGGCCUGCGCACCGCGGUGUGGGGCGCCGGCAACAGUCUGUACGGCGCCCACUACAACGCCGUGGCGCGGCGGCUGGAGGCGCAGCUGCUGGACCUGGGGGCGAGGAGGUUCCGGCCGCUGGGCCUGGGUGACGAGGACGCGGGCGACCUCCGCACGCAGUUCGCGACCUGGGCGGAGGCGCUGGUCGCCAAGCUGGUGCCGCAGGAGGCGGCGGCGGCGGCGGCGGCAGCUGGCGGCAAGGCCGAAGAGGCGGCGGAGGAGGCGGGCGAGGGCGAGGAGGAGGAGGAGGACGACGCGUUUGAAUACGAGGACGAGGACGAUGAGGGCGCGGGAUCCGAGGUGGAUAUCGAGGACAUUGGCGGCGCCGGGCCCCGCCGCGGCAAGAAAGGCGCGGCGGCGGCGGCAGCAGCCAAUGGCGGCGGCGGCGGCGGCGGCGCUGACGGCGGACCCCCGGAGAUGCUGAACGCGCUGAUCCGUGGCAGCCUCACAAAGCAGGGCUACAAGAUCAUUGGCAGCCACAGUGGCGUCAAGAUGUGCCGGUGGACCAAGAGCAUGCUGCGAGGCCGCGGCGGCUGCUACAAGCACGCCUUCUACGGCAUUGAGAGCCACCGCUGCAUGGAGGCCACGCCCAGCUUGGCCUGCGCCAACAAGUGUGUGUUCUGCUGGCGCCACCACAGCAACCCAGUGGGCAAGACGUGGAAGUGGAAGAUGGACCCGCCGGAUGUGAUUGUGGACACUGCGCUGGACCUGCACUGCCGCAUGGUGCGGGAGUACUCGGGCGUGCCGGGCGUGAAGCCCGAGGCGGUGGCUGCGGGCCUGGCGCCGCGUCACUGCGCGCUGUCGCUGGUGGGGGAGCCCAUCAUGUACCCCGAGAUAAACGCGCUGGUGGGCCGCCUGCACGCCCGAGGGCUGUCCACAUUCCUGGUGACCAACGCGCAGUUCCCGGACCGCAUCCAGCAGCUGUCGCCUGUGACGCAGCUGUACGUGUCGGUUGACGCCGCCACGCCCGCCUCGCUCAAGGCCGUGGACCGGCCGCUGUUCGCGGACUAUUGGGAGCGCUUCACCGCCUGCCUCACAGCGCUGAGGGACAAGCGGCAGCGCACCGUGUACCGGCUGACUCUGGUCAAGGGCUGGAACAUGGAGGAGGUGGCCGACUACGCCCGACUGGUGGACCUGGGCAGGCCCGACUUCAUCGAGAUCAAGGGCGUCACCUACUGCGGCAGCGGCGGCGCCUCCAGCCUCACCAUGGCCAAUGUGCCCUACCACGCAGAUGUGGUGGCGUUCGGUGAGGCCAUCUGCCAGGCGCGCGGAGGCGAGUACGGCCUGGCCUGCGAGCACGCGCACUCGUGCUGUAUCCUGCUGGCGCGUGUGGACAAGUUCAAAGUGGGCGGCGCCUGGCACACCUGGAUCGACUACGACCGGUUCCAGCAGCUGGCGGCGGAGGGCGGCGACUUCGGCGCUGAGGACUACAUGUUGCCCACACCCCCCUGGGCCGCAUUCGGGUCGGAGGCGGCGGGCUUCGACCCGGGCCAGGUGCGUGUGAAGAAGGUGCGCCGCCACCCGGGUCGCACCGGCACCGACAGCGAGAGCGUGGCGGGGCCGGAGGACGUGGGGCUGGAGGAGGAGCCGUGAGCGGCGUGUGUGAGCAGCCGUGGGGAUGACGGGGGGCGGUGGAGGAGGUGUAGGAGGGAGGAGUGUGGCGGGGGUCGCCUGCUGUGUGGGCGGGCAGGAGGAACGGGCGGAGGCGUGUGCGAGGGCACUGUACGCGAAUCAUGGAGGGGGGCUCGAGGCGGGCGAUGCACGAGGGGGCGCGGGGGGUGAGGGGGGCAAGUAGGCUGUUGCAGUAGACUGGUCGGAGUCUGGAGGUGCCGGAGGUCUGCCGGUGCAAGGGCCGAGGGGUCGGCCUGGUGGUGCGAUGCUAGCAUGAGUUUGGUGUGGGGUUGCGCGGGCAGGCAGGUAGUGAGUGCGGGCUAGCCAGCUGGCACGCAUGGCACGUUGGGCGUGCGUUGGUACGAUGCGAUGUGACAGGUGACUGAUAUGAGAUGCCAGCCAGCGUGUGCAGGGGAGGGCCGGGGGGGGGGGGGGAGGGGAGGGGAGGAGGGGGAGCGGGGCGGGUUUGCUCCUUGACGGACUUCAGGGCGAUGGGGCCUGGGCUGCCGAGACUCGCCGUGAGGCGCUCAUCACUCUGCAGGCAGCACUGUUGCUCUAUGCACGGUAGUUAUGCUAUAUUACCACAAGGCUA